UUUUGACAGCUUCCAUUCUGCUGCUGUCACUUUCGUCUGCGAUCACGUUUACCAAGGCGAGGACUUUUUCCUAAACUUUCCGAAUAAAAUAUUCUGGAUAGGUUGAUUAUUAACGUUCGUUUCCGUGUAGCAUCUUUUAAUUCCCUUCCAAAAUGCAACCGCAAAUCAUUCUGCUCAAGGAAGGAACAGACACUUCUCAGGGAAAGCCUCAGCUAGUUUCUAACAUCAAUGCCUGCCAAUCGAUUGUCGAUGCCGUACGGACGACACUGGGUCCCCGUGGCAUGGACAAGCUGAUCGUGGAUAGCAAGGGAAAGGCCACAAUCUCCAACGAUGGUGCGACCAUCAUGAAGCUGCUUGAUAUUGUACACCCGGCAGCGAAGACGCUCGUUGACAUUGCCAAAUCGCAGGAUGCCGAGGUUGGCGAUGGUACCACGAGUGUGGUGCUGCUGGCCGGCGAAUUUCUCAAACAAUUGAAACCGUUCGUCGAGGAAGGCGUGCAUCCGCGUAUCAUCAUCAAAGCUGUUCGCAAGGCACUAAACCUGUGCGUCACGCAGAUCAACGAACUGGCGUUCAAGAUCGAGAAGCAUGACAACGAGAAACACCGAGCACUGCUGGAGAAGUGUGCCGCGACGGCCCUCAACUCGAAGCUCAUCCACCAGCAGAAGGAAUUCUUCUCGAAGAUGGUGGUCGAUUCGGUCACAACACUGGAUGCGUUGCUUCCACUGAACAUGAUCGGCAUCAAGAAGGUGGCAGGUGGCGCACUGGAAGAUUCGAUGCUUGUUGAAGGAGUGGCCUUCAGGAAGACGUUCGCCUACGCCGGUUUCGAGAUGCAGCCCAAGAAUUACGACAACGUGAAAAUAGCGCUGCUAAACAUCGAGCUGGAAUUGAAGGCUGAGCGCGAUAAUGCGGAGGUGCGUGUGAACAAUGUGGCCGAGUACCAGAAGGUGGUGGAUGCGGAAUGGCAAAUUCUGUACGAUAAGAUGGAGAAAAUUCAUCAGUCCGGGGCACAGGUGGUGCUGUCGAAGCUGCCCAUCGGUGAUGUGGCGACACAGUAUUUCGCCGACCGUAACAUGUUCUGUGCCGGGCGAGUACAGGAGGAGGAUCUGAAGCGUAUGCAGAAGGCUUGCGGUGGUGCCGUCAUGUCGACGGUGCAGGACAUCAGCGAUAAGGUGCUAGGAAAGUGCGAUCACUUCGAGGAGCGUCAAAUCGGAAGCGAACGCUUUAACCUUUUCCAGGGCUGUCCUAACGCCAAGACUUGCACCUUCAUUCUCCGUGGUGGGGCUGAACAGUUCCUGGAGGAGACGGAACGUUCGCUGCAUGAUGCAAUCAUGAUCGUGCGUCGUACGAUUCGAAAUGAUUCGGUAGUGGCAGGUGGUGGUGCAAUUGAGAUGGAACUUUCGAAAAUGCUUCGCAACCAUUCUCGUACUAUCGCCGGCAAGGAACAGCUGCUGAUCGGUGCUAUGGCUAAGGCGUUGGAAGUUAUCCCGCGUCAGCUGUGCGACAAUGCUGGCUUCGAUGCUACCAACAUUCUCAACAAAUUGCGCCAGAAACACGCUCAAGGUUGUCAAUGGUACGGUGUGGACAUCAUGAAAGAACAUAUUGCCGACAACUUUGAAGCGUUCGUAUGGGAACCUUCCGUUAUUAAGAUUAACGCACUGACGGCUGCCUGCGAGGCUACUUGCAUGAUUCUGUCGGUGGAUGAAACGAUCAAGAGCCCCCGAUCGGGUGGAGCGGAACCCCCACAGCCUCCGAUGGGUCGUGGCAUGGGACGUCCAUUUUAAGCGUGUUCCUUGCUAAUUCUUCUUACUUUAGUUUUGCUCACGCUUUUCACUUUCAUUUCUCAUUUUGCUCACCAAAUAACCCUUUUUACACCUUUGUGGAGACCCACACAUACACACACACCUGCGCACACACUAUUCGCACCGUACAUUCGUUUCCGAUGAAGCACGCAUUUUGCGUAAUAUUAAGUUCACCCGUAACUAACACACGAAGAAGAAAACGAACGGAUCAAAAUGCCUUUUCUAAUGCAUCGCUCUCAUGAAAUGAAUAAAAUACGAGCGAAAUAAUCAAUCUAA
Anopheles funestus (African malaria mosquito) is the source of this 2075-nucleotide messenger RNA. It is a transcript of the gene CCT7, whose product is annotated as T-complex protein 1 subunit eta. The record is from RefSeq and is a predicted model, not a curated record. The coding region runs from base 153 to 1781 and encodes 542 amino acids. Lineage: Eukaryota; Metazoa; Arthropoda; Insecta; Diptera; Culicidae. Gene Ontology annotation, cellular component: chaperonin-containing T-complex. Gene Ontology annotation, molecular function: ATP binding; ATP hydrolysis activity; ATP-dependent protein folding chaperone. The transcript has 4 exons. Gene Ontology annotation, biological process: protein folding.